AUGUUGGCAAAACGUAACGGAUUUAUAAAAAGUAGACUGUUAUGCGGUGCGGUACUUGCUACGGGCUUAUUAACAUUACUCACUCCCGUUGCUGCUCGUACACAUGUUGCAUUUUUAUUUACUAUUCGGUUUUUAAUUGGAUUUGCCUCAGGGCCAAUGUUUCCGGCUGCAGGAGCUUUAUGGGGUAAAUGGGUGCCUCCGCUUGAGCGUAGUACAAUACCUCCGGCAGCCCAAACAGGAACGAACUUUGGUAUUAUAAUCACGACACCACUAGUCAGUUUAUUAAGUAGUUCAAAAUUCCUUGGAGGAUGGCCUAGUGUAUUCUACGUUUUCGGAGCAGUUGGUUCAUCAAUAUUUUUGGUUUCCAUCGGCUUUUGUGGUUGUAAUCACAUAAGCGCAGUUAUUUGUUCCGUAUUUGCUGUAGCGUUUUUGGGUUUUCAUAACAGCGGUUGUUUGAUAUCACAUUUAGAUGUUGCAUCAAAUUACGCAGGAGAAGAACAAGAAUGGAAUCGUCAAUCGGAAUAUGAAACUGAACAAGAAAUAAUUCAAUAA
Messenger RNA from Didymodactylos carnosus, 552 nucleotides. The record is from the annotation of a GenBank genome assembly. NCBI's taxonomy places the organism in Eukaryota, Metazoa, Rotifera, Eurotatoria, Philodinida, Philodinidae.